AGCAGCAGCAGCAGCAGCAGCAGCAGCAGCAGCAGCAGCAGCAGCAGCAGCAGCAGCAGCAGCAGCAGCAGCAGCAGCAGCAGCCAGCAGCAGCAGCAGCAGCAGCAGCAGCAGCAGCAGCAGCAGCAGCAGCAGCAGCAGUGCGGGAAAAGCCGCAGCAGAGCUGCCUCUGCACUCCCCAGCACCCAGGCCUCGAAACCCCGAGCGCCCAGGGCUCACGCGUAGCGUUUAGGGUUUAG
This is a messenger RNA of Eimeria necatrix, 239 nucleotides long. RefSeq lists its product as hypothetical. The record is from RefSeq and is a predicted model, not a curated record. The transcript has a single exon. Lineage: Eukaryota; Apicomplexa; Conoidasida; Eucoccidiorida; Eimeriidae. The annotation marks the transcript as partial.